AUGGCUGCCUCCACCACAGUGUUUCUACAGGAUGCAUGCCUCAAGCAUCGAUACGUACGGAACAAAGACACUAGUAAUAUUGUCGAGCGGCCGGAACGUAUAAGAGCCGUCAAAACUGGUCUGUCAGCUGCUAUAGCGCGACUUGAGGAACUACAACCGCGCGCAAACCCUAGCGUUGCUGAACACAACGCUGCCGAGGACCUCACUGCCGCCCUUCAGCGCAUGAACUUGGCUUCCAAUGAUGCAUUCGAAGCACGCUCCGGGGUUCGAGUUGUCAAAAGCUCCGCUGCGAUUGACAUCCUCCAUAAUGCCGCUGUGAAGUAUGUGCAUGGUGAUAUCGAUGGCGACGUUUACUUGGAAAACUUGAAGAGAUGGGCGGCAGAAAGUAUAUCCAAGAUUGCUGAAGGCGGCAGCGAAAUACCAGAAGGAUUGAACCAGGGUGAUCUGUAUUUAUGCUCAGAGUCCUUGGAAGCAAUGCAAGGCGCGCUAGGGACUGUUUGCGAAGCUGUCGAUACCGUCAUCGCAGAGUCAUCGGCUAAUGCAGCCCCGCGCACGGCUCGCAGUGCCUUUGUUGCUGUUCGACCACCGGGUCACCACUGUGGAGAAGAUACACCAUCUGGUUUCUGCUUUGUCAACAAUGUGGCAGUUGCAGCAGCCCAUGCACAUCUCAAGCAUGGCAUAAAUCGGGUCUUGAUAUUUGAUAUAGAUCUGCACCACGGGAACGGAACGCAGUCCAUCGUGUGGCAAAUCAACGAAGAAACUUACCGCAAAUCUCAGGAGCUUGAAGCGCAGCGACGAUUUGCGGAAAGUGCAGAGAACGAUAUCAAACUACCUGACGCCGCUGGACUACAAGUGUUCUACGGAAGUAUACACGAUGUUCUUUCUUAUCCCUGCGAGGACGGCGUUCCGGCUCUUGUCCAAGCUGCUUCAACAUCCGUUCAUGGACCUCAUGGCCAGUAUAUCGAGAACAUCCAUUUGCAGCCUUACUCGACGGACGAGCAUUUUUGGGAUGUGCUGUACCCACAGCGAUAUUCUGCUAUAUUCCAGAGAGCGGAACAAUUCGUUCAAGAAACGGGGGGUGGCGGUAAAGAUGUCCUGAUCUUCAUCAGUUGUGGCUUUGAUGCUUGCGAACAUGAAUAUCCCUCGAUGUCUCGACAUGGCCGCCGAGUUCCCGUGGACUUUUAUCAUCGUUUUGCUCGCGAUGCGAUGUCCUUUGCUCAGAAAUAUUCUCAAGGGCGAUUGGUGAGCGUGCUGGAAGGAGGGUACAGCGACCGCGCCCUCUCCAGCGGGGCCAUGGCCCAUUUGCUCGGAUUGGUAGACGAAAGUCGCGCGAAGAAGGUUGACAAGGAAUGGUGGAACGUACAUAACCUCGCGAGGCUGGAGAAAGCGACGAAGAAGCGCGCGAGAGGUGCCAGGCCAUCCGCGCCCGGGCCUGGAGAUGAAUGGCUGCAACGCACACAAGCCAUCUUCGCCUCCAUGACCGAGGGUGAUACAGCAAUACCUGUAUCUCUCCCUCCCCCGUCAAUGACGCUGCGUGAUCGGAAAUCUCGAACCGCCGCCACCGAUGCUGCGAGUACCGCCUCGGGUAACACAUCCACCUCGGCGAAGAAAGGCGCUGGCGCCAGAGGAAAAGGAACGCGGUCCCCACGGCCUCCAAUGGAGGAUUCGAAGACCGAACUGUCUGACCCGGCGAUUGCAAAUACCAACGAUUCGCCAUCGAAAGAUGGAGUUUCUGCUAAGAAGCUGCCGAGAGUAAUUCUGCACGUACGAUCGCCGCCUGGCCCGGAUACAUAA
Punctularia strigosozonata HHB-11173 SS5 is the source of this 1794-nucleotide messenger RNA. Its product is annotated as Arginase/deacetylase. The coding region runs from base 1 to 1794 and encodes 597 amino acids. The record is from RefSeq and is a predicted model, not a curated record. Gene Ontology annotation, molecular function: histone deacetylase activity. The transcript is spliced from 12 exons. Gene Ontology annotation, cellular component: nucleus. Lineage: Eukaryota; Fungi; Basidiomycota; Agaricomycetes; Corticiales; Punctulariaceae.